Coffea arabica (coffee) is the source of this 1312-nucleotide messenger RNA. RefSeq names its product deoxypodophyllotoxin synthase-like. The record is from RefSeq and is a predicted model, not a curated record. NCBI's taxonomy places the organism in Eukaryota, Viridiplantae, Streptophyta, Magnoliopsida, Gentianales, Rubiaceae.
UAGUUUUGUUGUUUCAAUACCACCAUCUAGCAAGAGCUCCUGUAUUUAAUAUACUCGAGAGGGCCAAAAAAAUAAAAUAAAUGAUGGGUUCUGAUCAAACACUAGAGAAGGCUCUUCCGAUAAUACAUUUUAACUCCGAAAACUUGACUCCCGGCUCAAGUUCCUGGCUAUCAACAUCUGAAAUCGUCCAAAAAGCCCUGGAAUCAUAUGGAUGUUUUGUAGCAGUCUACAAAAAUAUUUCCCCAGAGCUCCACGAAAAGAUGCUAAAUCUCUCAAAGGAGUUGUUCGACGUGCCCGUCGAAAUCAAGGUGCAGAACACUUCCGAUUAUCUUGGCUUCGGCUAUGGUGGAAACUACUCCGUUAUGCCCCUGAUUGAAUACUUGGGCAUAACAAACGCUGCAACUCUCGAAGCAACUAAGGAUUUCACCAAUCUCAUCUGGCCAGAUGGGAAUGAUAGCUUCUGUGAAACAGCAUUUUCAUACGCGAAGCAGCUACUGGAACUGAAAAACUUGAUGAUGCAAAUGGUAUUGGAAAAUUAUGGGGUAGAGAAGUACUACGAGCUCCUGGUGCGGUCUGCCUUCCACCUUAUGAGAUUCAUAAAAUAUCGAACGCCAAAGACGAAUGAAAUUAAUACUGGCCUUCGACCUCAUGUGGACAAAACUUUCUUGAGCGUUUUGGCCGGGAACCAUGUUAAGGGACUGCAGAUUGAGACCAAAGAUGGAGAGUGGAUCGAUUUUGCGCCCACGCCUUCAGCCUUCUUGGUCGUAGCAGGCGAGGGAUUUACGGCCUGGAGCAAUGGCAAAGUAUAUGCUCCCCUCCAUCGAGUUAUCAUAGAUGGAACGGAAGAAAAAUACAGCAUCGGACUAUUCUCUUUUAUGCAUGGGACGCUGCAAAUCCCAGAGGAGCUUGUCGAUGAUGACCAAAACCCAUUGCAAUUCAAGCCAUUUAACAACGUAGCGUUUCUUGACUACUGCAGUGGAGAUAAUAUUACUGCACGUGCCAUCAAGGAUUUCUGUGGAACUUGAUCUUGAUGCCUUCGUUUCUCAUCUGCAAUUGGACCUUCAACCCCGUUUACAUAGAGCAUGCUAAGAAGAUCAACGAUAAUAGCAUCAAAAUCACUGAGCCAAGACUUGUCGAGCAAUUCGCCGCGUUGCUUGAAGCUAGCACAGCCAAAAAAGAAAAAGAAUUGAAUACUACCAGUGAGAGAAUCACUCCACUACUUUGAAUUAAAAUGAAAGGAAUGGCAAAUGAAUAUAUUUUGGAAGCACUCGUGGUGUUGGAGGUUCUAUUAAAAAGCUGCGAAAUUUUUUUU